This is a messenger RNA of Mobula hypostoma (lesser devil ray), 6279 nucleotides long. RefSeq names its product thrombospondin, type I, domain containing 7Ba (gene thsd7ba). Gene Ontology annotation, biological process: actin cytoskeleton organization. Gene Ontology annotation, cellular component: plasma membrane. The coding region runs from base 96 to 4922 and encodes 1608 amino acids. The transcript has 28 exons. NCBI's taxonomy places the organism in Eukaryota, Metazoa, Chordata, Chondrichthyes, Myliobatiformes, Myliobatidae. The record is from RefSeq and is a predicted model, not a curated record.
UGCACAUGCAGCUUUUACAGUGCUGGUAAGCAGUCCAAAUACAAAUCAGGGCAUUCAUGCUGAAACUGCAGUGUUAAGCUGAAAUUCUCUGGACUAUGAGACUGAGAGAUGAAUCUGCCCUGCUGCGAUGCACGUGGCAGCAAAUGAGAAAAUCUAUGAUGCUUUGGAUCUUCUUUUUUCUACAAACAGCAGCUAUUCUUGAAGCAUCUAAAGAAGCACAGUACAUCUGGAGAUCAGGUCAGUGGGGUCGAUGUAUUAGUGCAGCGUGUGGACCAAAUGGAGUGCAAAGUAGAACAGUGUGGUGUGUCCACGUUGAAGGCUGGACUACACACCAUUCCCACUGUAAGUAUGAAGAGAGACCAGCAAUUCAAAGAGACUGCUUCAAGGUGUGCGACUGGCACAAGGAGAUUUUUGAGUGGGAUUUAUCAAAGUGGGGUGAUUGCAUACUCCGCGCAUCGUCAAAUAGAGCUAAACCCAGGACCUCCGCUUGUGUCACUGCACAGCAGGGGUUGCAGCACAGGGAAGUACACUGUGUACGAAAAUCCAACAGAUCACUGGUGCUAGAUGAGAUCUGUGAAUUCUUUACACCUAAGCCUGCUUCGGACCAAGCCUGUCUCAUUCCCUGCCCACAGGACUGUGUAGUGUCGGAGUUCUCUACCUGGUCGGCUUGUAGCAAAGGUUGUGGGAAGGGAUUACAACAUCGGGUCCGUUCAGUGUUAUCACCGCCAUUGUACGGUGGCAAAAGCUGCCCACCUCUAACGGAAACCAAGGCCUGUGAUAUACAAGUCUCUUGUCUGGUUGGGGAAGAUGAGUUUCUGUACAGUUUAAAGGUAGGCCCCUGGAGUGACUGCAGACUACCAUACCAAAGACAAGUCCGGCAAAGUGGCAAACCGGGACUGAACUUCAGUUCACAAUAUUCGGAGAAGAAUCGUAUGAAGCAUCUGAUCCAUGAACAUUUCAAGCCAUGGGAUGAAAAAAUAGGAUAUCAAACCAGGCACGUCCGCUGUACAAGAAGUGAUGGAAAAAAUGCAAUGCUCAGCCUUUGUACACAUGGCAAUACCCCCACGAUCUUUCAAUCAUGUGUUAUGCCCAGAGAUUGUGGAGUUUCUGAAUGGUCUGAGUGGAGCUCAUGCUCUAAAACGUGUCAAUUACCUGGCAUGUCUCCUGGGUACAGAAGCAGGAAUCGAUUUAUAAAGCAUACAGCUGUAGGGGGUGGCAGUCAUUGUCCUGCUCUUGAGGAAAAAGUGACUUGCAAUAUUGGAGGCGAAGGAUUACCAAUAUGUCCAAGGUAUGUUUGGAAAACAACAAAUUGGAAUGAGUGCCAGGUGACUCCUCUACUCAGUCAACAGGACCGACGUCGAAGCAAUCAAUCAUCCCUGUGUGGAGGUGGCAUACAGAUGCGAGAAGCUUACUGUGCGCAGAAAACAGAAGUUAACAACCAGGAUUUAAAAGAAGUGUCUAGACCAGUGGACCACAGCCUGUGUACAGAUCCAACACCAGUUACUUCACAGCUUUGCAAUGUUGCCUGUCAAACUGAAUGCUUAGUUUCAGCCUGGUCUUCGUGGACACCCUGCAUGCCGGAGAACUGUCAAGAUCCUCAUAAAAAUAGAGGUUUCAAGAUAAGAAGGCGGCAUGUCAUUGGAGAGCCCACUGCCAGUGCUGGAAGAUGUCCACAUCUUAUGGAAGCCAUUCAUUGUGAAGAUCCGGUUUGCUAUCAUUGGGAUCUUCUUGAAGAGAGUCUCUGUGUAGCAGACAAUAAUCAAACAUGUGGGAAAGGUUUUUUCAACCAAAGGAUUUUGUGCAAGAAUAUUCAAGAUGAAGUAGUAUCUGAUGAAUUGUGCAAGGAGUCCUCUGUUCCUAGUCGCAGGGCAUGUGAGGUGCAGUGUCCUGUUGACUGUGUCCUCAGUGAAUGGUCAGAAUGGUCAGACUGCUCACGCUCCUGUUCCAGCAAGAACGCAGAAGGAAGGCAGAGCAGAACCAGAUCCAUUGUCGCAAUUGCUGGAGAAGGUGGAAAGCCAUGCCCGUCUAGCCAAGCUUUGCAAGAAUGGCGAUCCUGUAAUAUUCAUGGCUGCACAGUGUUUUACUGGGAGGCAUCACCAUGGGGUCCUUGCACAGUAGAUACGUCAGUGGCAGCCCUCAACACUACAGUCAAUUGGAAUGGUGAAGCCACUUGUUCUGUGGGCAUCCAAGUUCGACAGGUCCACUGUGUAAGGAACAAAUUUGGACCUGUUUCUCCAAAAAGGUGUCCUGAAAAUUCCCAGCCUAAAACUUUUCAGCCAUGCCUUUUGCCAUGUAAAAAGGAUUGCAUUGCCACCCCCUUCAGUGAAUGGACCUCUUGCCCCACUACAUGUCAACAAGGCAAUUCUUCUAAUGCAAAGCAGUCUCGCUAUAGAAUUAUCAUCCAGAAGCCUGACAAUCAAGGGCAGGAGUGUCCAGAUACAUUGUAUGAAGAAAGAGGAUGUGAACCACUCUCUGUUUGUCCGAUCUAUAGAUGGAAAACACACAAAUGGCAUCACUGUAUUUUGGCUCCUGAUUAUGUCAGACAGAGAACGAUUGGAGCAACAGAGGCCUGUGGUUCUGGUUUGCAAUCCAGGGGUGUGAUCUGUAGAACAGGUGAUGACCAUCACACAGAUAUUAUUGGAUGCUUGAAGCGGGCAAGUCCAAUGCCUCCCCUGGUGCAGGAGUGUUGGGUCCCAUGCCACGAUGAUUGCAUAUUGACAAACUGGUCCAAGUUCAGCCCCUGUACAGCAGGUUGUGGAUCAACCCAUGGUCGAAGAAGAUCCCUUGUAGGAAAAAGCAAGCAAAGAGAGACUUGCCAGAAGCACCCACUCAUCGAAACCAAGCCUUGUCCAUGUGACAAGUAUAUCAGUCAGCCAUUGGGGAAUUGGUCAGAUUGUAUCCUUCUCGAAGACAAAGUUUCACUGCAACUUGGCAUGAAGGUCCAAGGAGAUAUUAAAGUCUGCGGGCAGGGUGUACGAUAUCAGGCCAUAGCUUGCUAUGAUCAAGAGAAGAAGCUGGUGAAUCCUUGGCUUUGUGGCAAUUCUGGGUAUGUUGAAGAGACGUGUAGUGUGCCAUGUCCAUCUGACUGUAAGCUGAGCGAUUGGUCAAACUGGUCUCCAUGCAGCAAACCCUGUGGAAGUGGAAUACAGGUCAGAUCCAAGUGGUUACGGGAAAAGGCAUAUAAUGGAGGUCGUCCAUGCCUCAAACUGGAUGUGAAGAAUCAGGUGUACGACAGAAUUCCCUGUUAUGGAGAUUGUAGUAAACAUAGCUGGGAAACUGAACCGUGGUCAGUUUGCAGAAUCAAUAACAGUGAGUCAAUACACAGCUGUGGAGAAGGUGUACAGACAAGAAAAGUGAGAUGUGUGCGUAACACAGUUGAUGGGCCUGGACAGAUUGUGGAAGAGGCGCUGUGUGAUUACAGUGAAAAGCCUAUUGGAGUCCAUCAGUGUUCCAUUUACUGUCCUGGUGACUGUGUUAUGUCUGACUGGGGCCAAUGGAGUUUAUGUCCAAAAGAAUGUAACAUCUUGAACACUCGGGUCCGAACUCGACAUCCUCUACGUCGACCGGUGGAUGGGAAAACCUGCCUUGAAACCUCUGAGGUGGAGCCCUGUGUUCUCAACAAGAACUGCUUUCAUUUUCACUACAACGUAACAGAAUGGAGCUCUUGCCAGCUAAGUGAGAAAGCAGUCUGUGGACAAGGCCUGAAGAUCCGGUUGCUUGAUUGUGUGCGAAGUGAUGCAAAGUCGGUCAGCCUCAGAUACUGUGAGCAGAUGAGACUGGAAUCACCCUGGCAUUUAUCUAUGCACUGCUUCGUGGAAUGCCCUGUAAACUGCCAACUCUCAGAAUGGUCUUCCUGGUCUCCAUGUUCCCGCACUUGUGGACUUGCCGGCCAAAUGAAGCGUACUAGGCAUGUGCUUCAAAAGACUCAUGGAGAAGGAAGACCCUGCUCUUCCCACCUAAUCCAGUAUCGACCCUGCCUUGUAAAGCCAUGCUAUAGUUGGGUCUUUGGUGAAUGGUCUGCAUGCAAAAUUGAGGGUGCGCAGUGUGGAGAUGGAUUUAAAGUGCGUAAUGUAUCUUGUAAUGUUCAUGAUGGGACUCUCUCUGAAUCGUCAAAGGUGGUGGAGAAUGAGAUGUGUGGCAAUAAGGCAGCUGGAAUAAAUGAUAUUGAGAGAGGACUAAAAAUACCUUGUUCAGUGCCCUGUCCAGGUGACUGUCACCUGACUGAAUGGUCACUAUGGAGUUCGUGCCAGCUUAUCUGUUUGGAUGGGAAGAGAUUUGAAACAACCGGUCACCAAACACGUUCCAGGGCUGUGAUUGUUCAGGCACUGGAAAAUCAGGAUAAUUGUCCUGAACAAAUAUGGGAAGGGCGGCCUUGUACAGGGGGAACUUGUCAUGAAUAUGGGUGGCAAUCAGGUCCCUGGACUGGCAAUGAGCGCAGUGUGUGGUGUGUCCGAUCAGAUGGUGUAAAUGUGACAGGAGGUUGUUCUCUUCUGAACCAGCCAACUGCCACCAGACACUGCAAUCCAUCCUGCUCUAAACCAUACUCCUUCUGUACACAGGGAGGUGUGUGUGGCUGUGAAAAAGGUUUCGUGGAAGUAAUGACUCCUUAUGGAUUUCUUGAUUACUGUGCUAAAAUCCCCUUGCCUGAGGAGAAGAAAGCUGAUGUUAAAAUCAACGUGGGAAAGAACAAACUGAGCAAUUCAAAAUUUCAGGCUUUUUUUAAAGGAUGGUCCAUUGAUCCUUUUGAUCCAGAUGGUAAGCCAAAGGUCUGGGUUUAUGGAAUAUCUGCCGCUGUAGGUGUCCUCAUUAUCUUCAUUGCUGUCCUGUCAUAUCUCAUCUGUAAAAAACCAAAACACCAAACUCGCCCAGCUCCCCAACAGAAGCCCCUGACUUUAGCCUAUGAUGGAGACAUGGACAUGUAACGGCUUCAGGAGAAGGGACUUCACCUUUGUCCAGUUGAUAUGAAUAGGAUGACAGAAGCCUUAACCUUGUGACAGCACGAACACAAGUGAAAAAGACAAACCUCAAGACUGAUUUUGAGAAAUGUCUUACAGUCCAAGAGAAGGGGAGAAAUACUCUCAGAAACUAUAACUGUGUUUUUAUAUUGAAAUGUGAAAGUCAGAAAGCCAAACCCAAGUGAAAAUGAUUAUAGAAUUGUAUUCAUUCCUUAAAGUGUUUAGUUUAUGAACUGAAUUUCAAGACUGGCUAGAAAGCAUUCCUUGUUCAAUUUUCAUAUUAACAACCGAAGGAAUAAAUUGUAUAGAAUUUCCAGUACAAAUUUACGAUGACAAUCCAAAUGAAACAAUAUUACAUUUACAGUCUGCUAUCUGUAAAUGCAUUCCUGAGGAUAUCACAUUGCUCUAAAUGAAAAGAGACUUUUGAACAUACUGUGGAACUGCACUAUAUUAGUGUAACAUGAUUUCUUGAAUUUAUUGAACAAACAAAAAUCUAUUAUGUACAGUGUAUGUGUCAAGGAUUUCAAUUUCACACAAAGUUUGUUCAUUUCAAGUAACUUACUCUGAAAGAGAAAAGUACUAGGCUGUAUCAGAAAUGAGAUGCAAAAAAAAAGUUAGGUCGAGGAGCCUUAAAGAUUAUUUUGUAAUGAAUGUCUUUUCUGCUACGAGAAAAGACCCAAUAUUUAAUUAGAAAUUGAAGUGCUCCUGAGAGAAUAACAAGAAUCCUCAGUAGGAGAAGCUGUUUUUUUCUCCCCCAAUUACAAUGAUAGAUGGUUGACAUACUUCUGGCUUUGGUUCCAUUUCCAAGUCUUGUGAUCCUUAAGAUGUGAUCAGCCAAGUGUAAAUAUUAUGUGUUGGCUCUAGACCGAAUGGGAGAGCUCACAGAAUGAUUCAUUAUUUUUUCCACUGAUUUUCUAUUAAAUAAACCAUUGUUUACCAUUCACAUUGUACAUCUGAAGUGGAAUGAGCCAGUAAGUAAUGAUGUUCAUUUUAAUCUGGAAGUUUUAUGACAAACUGAAAUAACUUUGUGCAGAAGGUUGGUAUCUUCAUGCUUCAUUGCAGUUGGAGCACAAAACUGGUCACUUUAAAUUUGGUUUGAUGAGUUUGAACAGCUGCCUGGAAAACAAUUAUUUCAUUAUUACUGACGUUGUACCAUUCAUACACCAGAUAUUAACGAAGCUUUUCCUAAUCUUCAUUUGUGAGCCUCAAGAGAACAGUCUUAACAGCUGGUAAACCGUGUUGUGUUAUUUUGGAAUGUAUUCAUCGCUCCGAUUGGGAACAGAUUCAGUGUAUUUUCUUGAAAAUAAACCAGAGAGCAGGUGGU